Prorocentrum cordatum is the source of this 562-nucleotide messenger RNA. Lineage: Eukaryota; Dinophyceae; Prorocentrales; Prorocentraceae. The record is from the annotation of a GenBank genome assembly.
GCGGCGCGCGCUCGCACCAGGCCUGCAUCGGCUGCUCGCCGUCGCCGCCGCGGCCCUGAUGUGCAUGCUGCUGCAGGAGGCCCCGACGGAGCUGAAGGCCCAUCCCUCGCUGCAGGUCAGCCGGCGGCGCAUCAAGUACGCGGAGGACCACCCCCUGGUGGUCGCUGCAGCCCGCGUGGUGCAGACGCUGGAGGCCGAGGAGCGGAGGCAACAUCCCCCCGAGGUCGGUUUGCGGGGCGCGAGGGACCGUCUGGCGAUCAAGGAAAAGGAGAAGCAGGACGUCGACGAGCAGCUGGCCGAGGCGGAGGACCGCGUGGUGCAGCUCCGCCAACAGGCCAUCACACUUGCCGCCGACGUCGAAGUGUUGCAACGCGAAGUGUCGGAGGCGAUGGCGGCCGACACCCUCGCGACAGCGGGCCACCAAGGUCUGGACCUCGCGGCCAUGGCGACCAACACCCUCAACCUGCAGUCCCUCAUCGGCGGCGCGCAGUUCUCGGUCCAGGCUGGCCAGGGGAUCCAGCUGCUGCAGCCCAUCCACAACGAGAUCCAAGCCAUGGGCGUG